AUGGCCCAGUGCAUAGGUGCCCGCCAGAAACAAGGCAAAAUGGUUAAAGUGAUGGCCGAGCACUUAGAAGAUGCUUUCAAGCUCCAGGAGUCUCGCGGAGCCUAUGCAAUUUGUCGCAACAUUCAAUACCCCGAUGCUAAUGAAAAGGAAAUUAGCUCGAUGAUCAGUGGGAUGGAGCAGGAAGUCAAGGCGGCGAUUGAAGAGAGGGGUGCAAUCCUAAACGCAAUGGAAACGAAUAGUAACAAGAGAUCUGCUUCCGGCAAAACUGGAAAUGAUGAAAAGAUAUGGAAGGCAAACGAGGACAAGGACUAUUAUAAUGGUAGGCUCUAG
This is a messenger RNA of Cylindrotheca closterium, 330 nucleotides long. NCBI's taxonomy places the organism in Eukaryota, Bacillariophyta, Bacillariophyceae, Bacillariales, Bacillariaceae. The record is from the annotation of a GenBank genome assembly.